This is a messenger RNA of Photinus pyralis (common eastern firefly), 990 nucleotides long. Its product is annotated as dehydrogenase/reductase SDR family member 4-like. Bases 116 to 931 code for a protein of 271 amino acids. Gene Ontology annotation, molecular function: carbonyl reductase (NADPH) activity. The transcript is spliced from 7 exons. The record is from RefSeq and is a predicted model, not a curated record. NCBI's taxonomy places the organism in Eukaryota, Metazoa, Arthropoda, Insecta, Coleoptera, Lampyridae.
UUCGCUUGUACAAGGUAACUAUAAUUCCGUAACAUUAUGUGAACCUACAUAUACCUACACAAGGUAAUUUAGUGAAGGUGUCUUGUUAGUUCAAACCGAUCGACGAUCCACAAUCAUGAUGAAUAAAGCAACAUGUAUUUCAACAAUGAUCGGAAAUAUGUACAUUAGGCAUUGCAGCCAAGCUUCAAGGUUUAAGGGUAAAGUAGCCCUUAUUUCGGGAGCCACACGGGGAAUUGGGUUGGCCACAGCAAGAAGAUUUGCACAAGAAGGUGCUAAAGUGAUCAUUUCCAGUAGAAAACAGAAAAAUGUUGACGAAGCAUUACAAACACUACAUAGUGAAGGGCUUGAAGUUACGGGAUUAGCUUCCCAUGUUUCCAAAGAAAGCGACAGAAGAGCUCUACUUUAUGAGGCAGAAAAUCUAGGAGGAAUAGAUAUUUUGUUUCAAAACGCAGGUGCUCAUCCUAAUCCGGGUAAAAUUGUUGACUGCACUGAAGGUAUGUGGGAUAAAACGAUGGAUACUAAUCUGAAGGCGUCAUUUUUUCUUGCAAAAGAAAGUUUGCCAUUAAUACAAAAACGAGGAGGAGGGUCAAUUAUCUUUAUGAGUUCAAUAGCUGCAUAUUCACCGUUCAAGGCUGGAGGUGCUGUAUAUAGUGUGAGUAAGGGUGGAUUACUGGUCCUUACUAAGGCAAUGGCAGGUGAAUUUGCAGAAUAUAAUAUAAGAGUGAAUUGCGUGGCGCCUGGUAUUAUCGAUACCGAGUUUGCAAGAAUACUCGGGCCACAUCUCGAUGAACUUUUAAAGACCGUGCCGCUAAACAGAUGCGGAAAGACGGAAGAUGUUUCUGGAGUUGUUGCGUUUCUAGCGUCACAAGAUGCAAGUUUCAUAACGGGAGAGACCAUUGUUAUAUCAGGAGGUAUGAUUUCGAGGAUAUAGACCGCAGAACAACACCGGUUGCAAUGUUAAUAAGGAAUUAAUUAAAGGUCAAAUGUGUA